Molecule: messenger RNA, 6512 nt
Organism: Lagopus muta (rock ptarmigan)
Lineage: Eukaryota; Metazoa; Chordata; Aves; Galliformes; Phasianidae
Product: D(1) dopamine receptor-like
Exons: 1
Coding region: 246-1583 (445 amino acids)
Biological process (GO): adenylate cyclase-activating adrenergic receptor signaling pathway
Cellular component (GO): membrane
Molecular function (GO): G protein-coupled receptor activity
Source: RefSeq, a predicted model, not a curated record
ACUCACGCAGGAACACGCCGUGCGCUGUGAAGGCUCUGACGAGCACUGCCCCUCUGCUAGUAGGCGGCCGCGGCUCUGCCCAGCAGCACGGAAGCAGACCUCGGGGGCCCAUCCGUCCGACCUCCUCGGCCACCGCACUCCGGGACGAUGCUAAGCAGCGAGCCGGUGCCUCCGCCCCGCAGUCGCCGGCAGAGAGCAGCACCGGGCACGGCAGGGUGCGGUGAGUAGCCCGAGGCGCGGCCCUCAUGGCGAGCACGGCGGGCGGCCCGAGAGCACUGCAGGCACUGACGGGCUGCCUGCUGGGCGCCCUGGUGCUGGGCACUCUGGCGGGCAAUGCUCUGGUGUGCCUGGCUGUCCUGCGCUUCCGCCACCUGCGCACAAAAGUCACCAACUGGUUUGUGCUGUCGUUGGCUGUCUCUGACCUCUGCGUGGCCAUCCUGGUGAUGCCUUGGAAGGCAGUCACUGAGGUGGCCGGUGGCUUCUGGCUCUUCGGCAGCCACUUUUGUGACACCUGGGUGGCCUUUGACAUUAUGUGCUCCACCGCCUCCAUCCUCCACCUCUGCAUCAUCAGCCUGGACCGGUACUGGGCCAUCGCCAGUCCCUUUCGCUACGAGCGCCGGAUGACGCAGCGUCUGGCCUGCGCCAUGAUCGCCCUGGCCUGGGCCCUCUCCAUCCUCAUCUCCUUCGUCCCCGUGCAGCUGCACUGGCACAAAACCAAGGACAGAAGGCACCCCAGCUCCCUCUGCGAUGUCAGCUUGAACGGCACCUACGCCAUCACCUCCUCCCUCAUCAGCUUCUACAUCCCUGUGGCCAUCAUGAUCGUCACCUACACUAGGAUCUAUCGCAUUGCCCAGGCCCAGAUCCGCCGCAUCUCCACCCUGGAACGAGCAGGCGGGCAGUGCCCAGCCCACAGCAAGGAGCCUGCCUCCAGUCUGCGGAGCUCCCUGCGCAAGGAGACCAAGGUGCUGCAGACCCUCUCCAUCAUAAUGGGAGUCUUUGUUUGCUGCUGGCUGCCCUUCUUCCUGCUCAACUGCAUGCUACCUUUCUGCCAGCCUGAGAGCGACAGCAAAGGGCAGCCACCAUGUGUCAGCCAAACCACCCUCAAUGUCUUUGUAUGGUUUGGCUGGGCCAACUCCUCAGUGAACCCAGUCAUCUAUGCUUUCAAUGCAGACUUCCGUCGGGCUUUCAGCAACCUGCUGGGCUGCCAGUCCCUCUGCUGCAGCACCACCAGGGCUGCAGUAGAGAGAGUCCACCUCAGUAAUGAGCUGGUCUCCUACCACCAGGACACCACCUGCCAAAAGGAGGGAGCCACUGUCACCAUGCCACCCACCACUGUCACAGCCUGGGUGCAGCCUGGGCCCCAUGCAGUGAGUCCUCAGCAGGAAGACAGAGAGGAGCUCCCCAUGGAGAAGAGGCUCAUGAGUACGCCAACACAGGCUAGCCCAGGCAGCAGCCCCAAGUGUUGUCGUGUGACAGCCACUUUGCAAUUGGACUAUGGGUCAGAGCUGCCCCUGGAGACUAUUAAUGCCUUUACAGGGCUUGACAGGCAUGAGAGACACCGUCACCCCAUUCCAGAGGGAUAAGUAACUGCAUGUUUCACACACACAGCCAUCACACAGAGACAGCUCACUGCCUACACAUGAAGCAUGCCCAUACUCUCAAAAAAUCCCAAACCAGAGGGAUGGGAAACAUUGUUUUUACCCCAGGGGAGUGACACAUGUAUAAACCCCAUUCCAAAAGCACACAGCAAUCACACAUUGACCUCUUCCCACUGCCACCUUCACCUCUUACCCUCUUUUAUAGCAGGUAGAUAUUUCCCACAUAUCUGGUUGCCCCAGCUCUUCAGUCAAACUAACUUGUGAUACUGAGAAUUGUGUAAUAACAAAAUUUACAUAGAAAACUUACUCUGUUAGAUGUAGCUACUAAAAACAGUGGGUUGUUUUGUUUUUUUUUUUCCCCCCUCUCAUGGUUUUAUAUGAUACAGGUACAUACAGGUCUGAAAGUUUUGUUUGGUUUUAGUUCCAGGUUUAUUUCAAAGCCAUGUGUCUGGAUUUAUACAAAAUAAUCUGUGUUUACACUUUUUAAAAAUUGCUUAAUUAAAACAUCAUCUUCUGUUGAGUCGGAAGAUUGCUCAACCCCUAGAAAAUCCAUCUGCUGUUAUGAAGGAUCCUGAGCAGUUCCAGGUAUCGAACUCUGGAAUCAGCAUUUAAUGAUGUGGAUCUAGGCUGUUCCUAGCGAUUACUCACCUUUUAACAUCACCCACACAACCAGAAUUUAACAGCUGUCAUUCAGUACACUCAGUGCCUCACCUGGGGAGCAAUCCUGAACAAACCCAGUGUUUCCUUAAAAGAGAUAAUCAUUGUUUUUGUUGGUUUGAUUCUCUUUGGUUGUUUUCUCAGUGAUCAUAUAUGAACUGCACGUGGAUUCAGAAGCUAAAGGAUCGGUAUCAGUUUAUUUGAGGAUUUUUCUUGCUACCUUUCUUCCUCCUUGCACAAAUCAGAAAGUCAUACUGUAAGAGUGGCAGCAUCUUUUAUCUCCUCCAAAAGAACAAGACUACAUUCUAAAGCUGCAAGGCAUCUCAUAUCACUCCACAGUGUUGCACAACAGAGCCAUCAUGGAAUGUCCUGUCACACCAAUAAAACAGUCCUGAUGAACAGCCCCUUACUGCCUGCCACACUCCUGUCUCUGGUGCAAGAAAUUAUUGUUCACUGGAGACUUUAACAUCUAUUUCUUUUUUAUUUUUUAAGUAUGUGCACAGACUCAUUAUUAAUGAUAAAAGUUGCUAAUCAAUGGAAAGGAAAAGUCUACCUACCCACAAGGUUUGCUCUUGUUUGAGAGCUGUCUGCCCUAGCAAGACUUUUGUACUCAACUGAUGAAAACAUAUAUGACAGAAUGGGUUGCAGAAACUAGGUGGUGAAAGCCUUAUUUGAGCAAUGUUCUCUUAAGAAUAAUCAGCACAAAUGCCUGGUAGCUGGUCAUAUUUGUGCUAAGAAUGGAAACGGUUUUUUGUAUCACUUCUUUUGGUUAUGUUUUAAAUGAGAUUCACUAAGAAGUCAGAUUGUGCCUAGAAAUUAAUGGGUAUUGACUUAAGGAAGAAAACAGCUUGGCCUUUACUUCCAAAGCUUACUAAAUGGACAGUUUAGAAUUGCUCUUAAGUGAUUCUGGAAAAAUUUCAUAGAAUUGUAGAAAGUUUGUUAGUACCUAACUUAUAGUGGUGUUUAUUGAUGUGCAGAUGAUACAAAGUACGAUAUCUUACAGCUGUACAAACUGUUGUAGUAAACAAAAUGUAAUGCUCAAGCCUGUAACAAACUUCAGAGAUACUAUACUAUAAAUUGUUUAUACUCAUUUUAAGUGAUAUAUUACUGAAGGUGCUUCACGUGAAAAUUACACUGCAGAGCCCUUCACUGCAUCCGUUGAUGAUUUAAUAAUAAUAUAUAAAUAUUGAUAUUGUAUGUAUUCGGAUUUUCCUAAACUGGGGAGGUUCUUGAAUGAUAACCUCGCUAUCACACUCCUCACUAGCCCAAACAGCUCCCUGAGCAGUAAAUGAGCAACACCUCUGUUGCUAAGAACUUUUCUCAUUGAUUGACUGUGAUUUCUGCUUGAUAUUUUUCUUGCAACUGAACAAGCAGCUGAGUUACAUAAGGCAAGAUUCAAUUAAUACCAUUAGGCUCAAGUGUGAUGAGAUGUAUUAGAAUUACAAGAAAAAUCCAAAGGUUCAUUUCAGCAGGAUUUAAGAGACAAAAUUCUUUCAUAUUUGCACCAUUACAAUCCCUUAGAAGAGGCACUUUCCAAAGUAGAACUUCAGCAGCACUUCAUCUGCUUCUGGGUUACUUCCAAACACCAAACAAAUAGUGAAGGUGUUGUUUUAGGACAUUUACAAGGGCUAUUCCUCAAGCACAGAUUUCAUAACUCAGAUCAAUAGAUACUCCUUUAUGUGCUGACCAUGUGUGAGGUAUUUCUCUGCCUGAAAGAAGUUCAGUUUCAUGCCUAGUUUCCUACUUACUGUACCAUUAAUGUCAAGAUGACCUAAAAAAUAGCCUUCAAAUAUCCUUGGUGUCAAAAUGGUCCAACCUGACAGAUACCAUAUCUGAACACUUAUUAACCAAGGUCUAACUAUACUAAUCAAAACAUCUUCCAGCUCCACCACAGUACACCUUGCAGGGCUUUAUGAUGUACACCAGCUGCCUUCUCUGCUAAGGCAAAUAAUUCCCAUUCUCUUUUCCUUCCGGCAGUACUAGCAUCUAGUACUAGAUGUACUAGAACACCACAUCGAGACAAUGUUUCAUCCUGUUUUCUAAGCAAUAUUUUUCAGAAGUUAACUACAAUACAUGCAUACACUUGACACUGGUUCCAUUUUUGUGUUGCCUACUGCUUACUUGUUUGCUUGUCAUGUCAUUUACAUUACAUUUUAGUUUGCAUUAUACACAAACUUUCUGCGAUUGCCAUUUUCUAAGCAGCCUGUUACAUCUGCAGCAUUGCCCCAAUACAUACCUGUUUCAGGAACUAGAAGGUACUGAAAAAUCAUGUGUUGCUUGUUUUGCAUGAGAAAACAUGAAGCCUUGUGACAUUGUUGCAAUUCAAACCUUAAUAACAACAACAAAAAAAGAACUAAAAAACAAAACCAGUCUCAAAGUAAACUCCCAGUCACCUAAAUCCUAAUAGAUAAAGCCUGAGAUUUCCUCCCAACCCCCUCUUUCCAGCCUUCUAACCUAGAGAGAAAUACCUGUUUCACUCAUCUUUCUUGUUCCCAAAUGCACACAGACGUGCAGCUACUGCAGAAAGGUUUCCAGCUUCAGCUCUUCCCACAAAUCACUGCUCCAUCACUAAAUGAUAAACAAAGCAGUAGAGAAGAAAACCAAAAGGAAACCAUCACAAAAAUAGACAUGGUUCACAAUCUCAAGUCUAAGCUGCCACUUCACACAGCAAAAACCAGUGCAGUUGUACAGAUGUGCAGAUUUACGUUUAAAUAAGCUUUUCAAUUCUUCCACUUGGAUGUUUUCAUGACCGGCACUUCAUGGAAGCCUGUGACAGUUCUGUUAGCCUUUAUAUACUGCAAAAAGUGGUUCCGAAGUAUUGGAGGAGAUGAUGCUUUUCCAAAAUUAGUUUUCCCCCCUCCUUCCUUUAUUUCUUCCUAAAUGCACUCAUUUGCUUUGCUGAGUUGAAAAUAUCAAUGUAAAAGAAGCCAAGGUCAUACCUCAACCGUGUGUAUACAUAUAUAUAUCUAUAUAUAUCUCCUGCUGGUACUAAGAUGAUAUCUUAACAUUGCAUUUAAACCUUAAUUUCAGUGAAAAACAUCUGACUUAGGUAGCAAAAGAGAAAUCUGUUGCACCACCCAGUUGUCACAAGCAUCUGCUGCUUUGUUGUUGCCAAAAUCAUGUCUCUCGUGUUGGAUUUCGGAUGCUGCACCUACACAUACCACACACCACAUGAAGUGAAUGAAUUUCAAUUAGUUGACUUUUUCCUCAGUAAAAACAAUGUUGAAAAAUUAAUCCUUUGCUCUCCAUAAGCUGCUUUUUCCCAAGGGGCUGAGAAACACCAUCCAUCCAGUGCCCCAUGUGGUGCCUGGAAGCGGUUUCAUCACCACAGUUACAUGACAACCACCACCAAACUCUUCAUUUAUCUUGUUGUUAUAAUCUUAGCCACUUUUCUGAAUCCUCCCCCUUUCCCUGCACACAGGAACAUGCAGGUGGCAAUACCACCACGUACUGCCUAUUCCUCAGAGUUAUUGUUUUAAGCACUGCUUUAAAUUCACACCGAAGAGCACAGAUUUUCUCCUAGCAUAUUUGGCUUCAACAGAUUUCUAGUAAUUCAAGUCUGGGCUCGUUAUCCUUUAUUCAUCCUUGCCUCCAAUCAUUCAAGACAUUUUAGAAAACCCAGUGAACAACACCUGGCCUAUACCCACAGUCCAUAUUUUUCUGUGCUAUCUAUACAAUAGGAUAACUGCCUAAUAGUGAAAGUUCUGAAAACAUUAAGAAAUAUAUAUAUAAGAAAGAAAGGAAUAAAAGAAAGAAGGGAGAGACUACUUAGAAGGGUCUGCUGUGAUAGGACAAGGGAAAACGGCUUCAAACUACAAGAGGAGAGACUUAGAUCAGACAUAAGGAAGAAGUUUCUUACGCUAUGAGUGAUGAGGCACACAGGUUGCCCAGAGAGGUGGUGGGCACCCCAGCCCUGGAGACAACCAAGGUCGGGCUGGAGGGAACUCUGAGCAACAUGAUCUAACUGUGGAUGUCCCUGGUCUUUGCAGGGGAGUUGCGCUGGAUGACCUUCAAGGGUUCCCUUCCAACUCAAACUCUUCUAUUUUAUGACUUACUGAAUGAAGAUACCUGAUUCAGCAUGGGAAACUCCCCAGACUCUGACUAAAUGAACGGAAAAAGUGAUGCAGAUGGGAUAAUACAAUCUGGUUUUGCACACUUGCUGCAAUUGUUGCUGCUAAUAAAGCUGAAUUAACCAGAAAUCAUACUGAAAAGUGACAAGUUGUAAUGAUAUUUAGUAGCUAUGUAGAGCUUGGUUUG